AUGUGUGGUAUCUUCGCCUGCCACCACCACCCGGAUGUGCAGGCUUUCAAGCCUACAGCUUUGCGCAUGGCAAAGGCUGUGCGCCAUCGCGGACCCGACUGGAGUGGAAGCUUCAUCGCCGAUAAGACUGUCCUUUGUCACGAGCGUCUCUGUAUCGUCGGUGUCGACUCCGGUGCGCAACCCCUCGUUAAUGACGAUGGAUCCCUCGCCUUGGCCGUCAACGGUGAAAUCUACAACCACCGUAUCGUGAGAAAGACCCUGGAUGUGGAAUACGAAUAUAAAACACACUCGGACUGUGAAGUCAUCAUUCCCCUGUACAUGAAAUAUGGUCUCGAUGCUCCCAAGCACCUCGAUGGUAUGUUCGCCUGGGUUCUGUACGACAAGAAGCAGGAUAGGGUUGUUGCGGCACGUGACCCCAUCGGUAUCUGCAGUUUCUACAUUGGUUGGUCCUCUCAGACUCCUGGGGCCGUUUUCUUCGCCUCCGAGUUGAAGAGUCUGCACCCAGUUUGCGACAAGGUCCAGGCUUUCCCGCCCGGUCAUGUCUUUGACUCCAAGAGCGGUGAAUUCUCCCGCUACUUCCAGCCCUCAUGGUGGGACCCGACCAACGUUCCCAGUACGCCAAUCGAUUACAAGGCCAUUCGCGAGUCUCUCACCAAGUCGGUCCGCAAGCGUCUGAUGGCGGAGGUCCCGUAUGGUGUGCUUUUGUCUGGCGGUCUCGACUCCAGCUUGGUCGCUUCAAUUGCCCAGCGUGAGACCCUACGCUCGCAGAAGGCUAGCUCUGGCGUUCAGAGCGAGACCAACGGUGAACUGGUCGGUAUUGAUGAUGAGAACGAGCUUUCCACGGUCAACUCCUUCCAGCAGCUGCAAUCGUUCUCCAUUGGUCUUCCCGGUGCCCCCGACACUGAGGCCGCCAUGGAGGUGGCCAAGUUUCUGGGAACCAAGCAUCACGCUCUCACCUUCACGAUUGAAGACGGUCUCAACGCCCUCUCAGAUGUUAUCUACCACCUGGAGACAUAUGAUGUGACCACUAUCCGUGCUUCCACACCUAUGUACCUGCUCAGCCGCAAGAUCAAGGCAUAUGGAGUCAAGAUGGUCCUGAGUGGUGAGGGUAGUGACGAGAUCUUCGGCGGGUACCUCUACUUCCACGCCGCCCCCAACAAGGAGGAGUUCCACAGGGAGACCGUUCGACGUGUGAAGAACCUGCACUUGGCAGACUGCCUCAGAGCCAACAAGUCAACAUCCGCUUGGGGUCUGGAGGCCCGUGUUCCCUUCCUCGACAAGGCGUUCAUCGAGACGUCUAUGGCCGUUGAUCCUCAGGAGAAGAUGAUCACAAAGGACCGCAUUGAGAAGUACAUCCUGCGCAAGGCGUUUGACACAUCCGAUGAGCCCGAUGUCGAGCCCUACCUGCCAGAUAAGAUCCUUUGGCGCCAGAAGGAGCAGUUCAGUGACGGUGUCGGCUACAGCUGGAUUGAUGGCCUGAAGGACCACGCCGAGCUUCACGUCACCGACGAGAUGAUGAAGAACCCCAAGCCCGAGUGGGGUGACGAUAUCCCUGAUACUAAGGAAGCCUACUGGUACCGCAUGAUGUUUGAUGAGCACUUCCCACCAUACUGUGCAUCCACAGUCGAGCGCUGGGUCCCUACAUGGUCGAAACAGAGCGACCCUAGCGGAAGAGCCAUUGCCACCCACAACGCCAAGUACGAUGACGCCGAAUAA
Molecule: messenger RNA, 1716 nt
Organism: Aspergillus mulundensis
Lineage: Eukaryota; Fungi; Ascomycota; Eurotiomycetes; Eurotiales; Aspergillaceae
Product: asparagine synthetase B
Exons: 9
Coding region: 1-1716 (571 amino acids)
Cellular component (GO): cytosol
Molecular function (GO): asparagine synthase (glutamine-hydrolyzing) activity
Source: RefSeq, a predicted model, not a curated record